Messenger RNA from Prosopis cineraria, 1111 nucleotides. Its product is annotated as 40S ribosomal protein S3a. The transcript has 6 exons. Gene Ontology annotation, cellular component: cytosol; ribosome. NCBI's taxonomy places the organism in Eukaryota, Viridiplantae, Streptophyta, Magnoliopsida, Fabales, Fabaceae. The coding region runs from base 115 to 900 and encodes 261 amino acids. Gene Ontology annotation, molecular function: structural constituent of ribosome. The record is from RefSeq and is a predicted model, not a curated record. Gene Ontology annotation, biological process: translation.
AUUAAAUUGGCAAGGAAGUAUGUAAGUGUGGGUAGGCGAUCGCAUAGGGUUCUCUUCUCGCUGAGUUUACUUCUUUGGCCGUCAGCUGCAUUGAAGAAGCUCCUGUCAUCAGCCAUGGCAGUCGGCAAGAACAAGAGGAUUUCGAAGGGCAAGAAGGGUGGCAAGAAAAAGGCAGCUGAUCCCUUUUCCAAGAAGGACUGGUAUGAUAUUAAGGCCCCUUCUGUUUUCCAAGUGAAAAAUGUGGGCAAGACCCUCGUCACUCGCACUCAGGGGACCAAGAUUGCUUCAGAAGGACUUAAACAUCGAGUGUUUGAGGUUUCAUUGGCUGAUCUCCAAGGUAAUGAGGACCAUGCCUAUAGGAAGAUUCGGUUGAGAGCUGAGGAUGUUCAAGGGAAGAACGUUCUGACAAAUUUCUGGGGAAUGGAUUUUACUACUGACAAGUUGAGGUCAUUGGUGCGGAAAUGGCAAACUUUGAUAGAAGCUCAUGUGGACGUGAAGACCACUGAUAAUUACACAUUGAGAAUGUUCUGCAUUGGAUUUACAAAGAGACGUGCAAACCAGGUGAAGAGGACCUGCUAUGCACAAUCAAGCCAGAUUAGACAGAUCCGACGGAAGAUGAGGGAGGUCAUGACAAAUCAGGCUACCUCUUGCGAUUUGAAAGAGUUGGUCCGCAAGUUCAUUCCAGAGAUGAUUGGCAAAGACAUUGAAAAGGCAACGUCGAGCAUUUACCCUCUGCAAAAUGUCUUCAUUAGAAAAGUCAAGAUUUUGAAAGCUCCCAAGUUUGAUCUCGGAAAACUGAUGGAGGUUCAUGGUGAGUAUUCAGAGGAUGUUGGUCUGAAGGUAGACAGACCUGCGGAUGAAACAAUGGCUGAGGAGACCCCUGAAAUUGUUGGGGCUUGAUUGAAUGGGGUUGCUUAUUUGAUUUUAUUUAGGAGUUCAGCUACUUUUCUUCAGUGAGCAGUCUAGGCAUAAUCCCAAUGUUUCUAUAUUAAGCUGAGGGAAGCAUCAUUUUUUUUUUUUUACAUUGAGAACAGUUGGUGUUCACAGAUGAUACCUGCAUUCAUUUUUCUUUGCUAUAAUGAAGUUUGCGCUCUUGGAAGAUGACUUUUCA